AUGAGUAAAGUUGUAAAUCUUGAUGAUAUCCCGGCUCAGUGCCUCGGUGAAACCGGCCCAUUAAGCAACAGACCCCCUACUGAACAGGAAUUAAAGGAUUCCGUUGCUCUCGAGGAGACACUUGCGCAAAUGAACAUAUUUGAAACACAAGAAGAGAUUCAUCAAAGGCGUGAAGCUUUAAUAAAACUGCAAGAGAUCUCAAAUCACUGGAUCUACAAGAAGGCCCUGGAACAAAAUCUUCCUGAACAUAAUGCGAGCUCUACGACGGGGAAAAUUUUCACUUUUGGGUCGUACCGCUUGGGUGUUAACUUCAUAGGUGCUGACAUCGACGCCUUGUUGGUGGUUCCACGAUUUGUUACCAGGGAGGAGUUUUUUACUGACUUUCAAACAGUACUUGCUGAAGAGGAAUCUGUUGAAGAUUUACAGGCUGUACAAGAUGCAUAUGUGCCUCUUUUAAAGAUGAAGUUUAUGGGUGUCGAGAUCGACCUGCUUUUUGCUCAGGUGGACUUGAUGUCAGUGCGAAGUGACUUCAACCUCUCCGAUAAUUCAGAACAAUUACUUCGUAAUAUGGAUGAAAGGGACGUUCGUAGUGUUAACGGAGUUCGCGUCACGGAGGACAUGCUGAAUCUUGUCUACCCAAAAGAUGUUUUUAAAACUGCAUUGAAGGUCAUUCGACUUUGGGCCAAACGAAAAAAUAUCUACUCGAACGCUAUUGGUUUUUUGGGAGGCGUCAGCUGGGCAAUACUAACUUGCCGGAUAUGUCAGCUUUAUCCGUUUGCUCCGCCCUCUACAAUCGUUCAUCUCUUUUUCAUCAUCUACAGUCAGUGGCCAUGGCCGAAGCCAGUUCGACUUCGUGAAUCAGAAUACAUUCCUUCCUUGAAUUUGCCUGUCUGGGACCCAAGGCAUAAUCCCACAGACCAAUACCAUCUUAUGCCAGUCCUAACUCCAAGUUACCCAUCCCAAAAUUCCACCUAUAAUGUUCAAAGGAGUAACCGAAUCAUCAUCGAUCGGGAAAUCAAACAUGGUCUCAGUAUAGUAAAGGAAAUACUUCUCCAGAAGCGUCCUUGGUCUGAUCUCUUCGAGCCGGCCUUCUUUUUCACCUAUCGACACUACGUGGUUGUCAUCGUGACCGGUGAGGAGAAGCGGCCUUUCAAGGAGCGCUGCGGUUUGGUGGAGUCCCGAUUGCGCGUAUUAGUGAGCAGCGCGGAGAACAAUCGCUAUGUAAAGCUUGCACACGUCAACUGCCACUCCUACGGCAAGGGUCCCCUUGAUGGAGAUGUGCCCUUCGUGAAAAAGUGGUUCAUCGGCAUGGAGUUUGAUCGGAAUCCUGCCUCCUCUACUUCGCUCACCAAUCACUCGUCUACUGCCACAGCAGCGGUCGCAGCAUCAGCUACGUCUCAGUCCACUGAUUUAUCAGCUCCACCUGCAAAGCUCAAUAUUGAUUUGAGCGAUGUUAUAAAUUCUUUCGAAGUGGCAAUUGAUCGUGGAAUGUCUGCUGAUGCCAUGACCACAACGGUGACAGUAAAAUACGCCAAAAGGUCUCACCUGUCUCAACUCCUAUCAGCCGAGGACAUGGAGAGUAUUAGGAAACAGUCAGCUGCACACGCAGUUGCUAAUCAUGGUAUAGCGCGCCAUGGUUCCACUCUCAGUCAAAUGUCCUCUAAUUCCCCUCGAAACUCCGAUUCACCAAGUUCCACUAUACCCUCUCCUCAAGUGUCCGGAACCGUCAGCACAUCCUCUCCCCGCCCACCUUUGGCCUCUGACUCCAAUUCCAAAGAGAAGGUCGAUUCCGCAAGUUCCCAUGGCUUCGAAGCCGUCAAUAAACGCCGAUCCUUGGAAGAUAACUCGUCGUCUGCCUCCAACGGACAAUCGAAAAUGGCCAUUGGUGCAGACAACGGUGGUAACGCGGACGGACGAGUUAGAGGGAAUAAGGAGGGCGAUGACGGUGUCGCAGUUCCCUUACCGGCUAAACGCAGCCGUCCCCUUUCCCCUGGCACUAAUGGCUCUACUGCUAAUACCUCCCCAUCACAAACCCAACCUUCCACGCUUUAUAGGGGGGCAUCGUGA
Echinococcus granulosus is the source of this 2067-nucleotide messenger RNA. RefSeq names its product Poly(A) polymerase alpha. NCBI's taxonomy places the organism in Eukaryota, Metazoa, Platyhelminthes, Cestoda, Cyclophyllidea, Taeniidae. Gene Ontology annotation, cellular component: nucleus. Gene Ontology annotation, molecular function: poly(A) RNA polymerase activity; RNA binding. The record is from RefSeq and is a predicted model, not a curated record. The transcript has 6 exons. The coding region runs from base 1 to 2067 and encodes 688 amino acids.